ACCAGCAGUAACCAACGCACGAAACCAGCUCCCCGACCCCGAGUUCCUCCCCUCCCAGGCCCAGGCCAGAAUCCCCAAAUCCGGAUCAGCCGCAAAGCAAAACGUUCGAAACCCAGACACAGACGCCCAAGCCCACGCCCACGCCCAAAUCUCUCUCUCUCUACUCGCAUGCGCGGACGCGCAGCUACCCGCAGCAGCGAGUCGCCAUGAUCGUGCGCACCUACGGCCGCAGAUCCCGCACCUUCUCCGACGGCGCCGCCGCCGGCGGAGGCGGAGGGGACCGCGGGCUCUCGUCCUCGCAGGACGCGUUCGCCUUCGACGGCGGGGAUGGGGACGACGAGCUCGCGGCGCUGGGCUCGUCCGCGUCGCAGCCCUUCCCGCCGUCGCAGGAGUCCUCCUCGAUGUGGGACUUCGACGAGGACCCGCCCACGCAGCCCCCGCCGCCCCGGCUAGAGGGGCCGCGCCGGAAGGGGCGCCGCGGGAGGCACGCCGAGCCCGAGCCCGAGGCGGCCACGGCCACGCUCAUGGAGGCCGAGGAGUACGGGGAGAUGAUGGAGAGCGUCGACGAGGUCAAUUUCGCGCUCGACGGGCUGCGGCCCACCGCGCCCAGGCGGGUGCGCCGGGCCAGCCUGCUCGCGCUGCUCGGGAUCUGCGCGUCCGCCGCGCGCCGCCGCGUCCUCCGGGCUCAGGGAUUGGUAAAGCAAAUUAUAGAUAAUGUUUUGGCUCUGAACAUUGAUGAUCCUUCCUGUGGUGUUGCGGCGGCAGCUCUUUUAUUUGUUUUGGCAAGUGAUGUACAAGAGAAUCAUGUACUAAAUUCAGAAUCGUGUAUUCGGUUUCUUCUUAAAUUAUUAAAUCCUCCAAUGGACGCAAAUGAUGUCAAAGCACCAUCUAUAGGUUCCAAACUCCUUGGAAUCAGUAAAGUUCAAAUGUUUAAUGGCUCAAAUAAGGAUUCCGAUUCCAGCUCAGAGGAUAUCAUAUCAAAAGUCGAAGAAAUCCUCUUAAGCUGUAAAGAAAUCAAGCCACUUGACAGGGAUGGAAAGAGAGCAUCAAGGCCAGAAUUAUGUUCAAAAUGGCUUGCUUUGUUGACAAUGGAAAAGGCAUGCUUGUCAGCUGUCGCAUUAGAGGAGACUUCUGACAUGGUGACCAGAGUUGGAGGGGAUUUCAAAGAAACAUUAAGGGCAUUGGGUGGUCUUGAUAAUAUUUUUGAUGUUAUGGUUGAUUGUCAUUCCUCACUGGAGGGAAUUGUAAAGGAUACCUCCACUCUGUCCUUGGAAACAUCUUUGCAAAGUGCUGCACUCCUCCUGAAAUGUUUGAAAAUUUUAGAGAAUGCCACAUUCUUAAGUGAUCAGAACAAGACCCAUUUGCUCAGCAUGAGUAGAAAAUUGAGUCCCAGAGGCUCUACAGUUUCUCUUGUUGGUGUCAUUAUCAAUAUUGUUGAAUUAUUAUCAGUACUGUCUCUCCUUCAGAAUUCUUCCACUGUUUCCAUCAGUACAGAUAAAAAAUCUUCCAAAGGUUGUAAAGGGGGCUGCUCUGCAGACAUCAAGGGUGCAACUACAUUGAAUGGUCAUGGCAAGGGCAAGAACUCAAAGCAAAAUAAGCUUUCGCUGAACCAGAAAUGCCAAAAUUGCUCAUCUUCCAAAUUAGAUGCUUCUCAUAUUAGUAUAUCUUCCACUAGUGAUGUUGGCCUAUCACAAAUGACACUUGAUUGUUCCCAGUCUACUUCAAGCAACAGGGCAUCAAGUGGUUCAUUAGGUGAGAGGCACAGCAAUGGUCUUGGUCUUGGUCUGAAGCUUAAUAUAAGAAAGGAACGUGGUAAAGCCAACCCAAUUAGAGGCUCAAGUGGAUGGGUUUCUAUAACAGCACAUAGUUCUGAUGGAACGUCCAGAGAAAUGGCAAAACGACGACGUCUGUCUGAAAACGGCAACAGUGAUUUGAGAAGUGGCAGUGGUAGUGAUCCUUUUGCAUUUGAUGAUGUUGAUCAGGAGCCUGAACUAUUUGGUCAAAAAAAGAGAUCAACACAUGGCCGUCAAGCAAAAUCAGCGAAUGAGAAAUUGUCGGACGAUCGUGGGAUUGCUGCGAUUGGAAGUCAGGAAUCAUAUCAACCUGAAGAUAAUCAUCAUCUGGGUGCAACAUCCCAUUCUAAUGUUGACGAUGAUUCCAAUCUUUUGGAAGACUGCCUUUUGGCAUCAAUUAAGGUUCUUAUGAACUUAGCAAAUGACAACCCAUCUGGUUGUGAACAUAUUGCAUCAUGUGGUGGACUUAACACCAUGGCCUCCUUGAUCAUCAAGCAUUUCCCUUCAUUUGAUUUCUCCGCGGACACUGGCCGAGAUGUCGAUCUUUUACAAGACCUCACCGAUGCUGAGGACAGCAAAGCAUGCCAAGUGAAAGCUAAGCAACUGCGAGAUCAUGAGCUUGAUUUUCUGGUUGCCAUAUUGGGCUUGCUUGUCAAUCUCGUGGAAAAAGAUAGCCUUAAUAGGGUACGGCUUGCAUCUGCUCGUGUUUCUGUGGGUCUGUCUAAGAAUGCGCAGAGUGAAAAGGCACAGAGGGAUGUUAUACCACUCCUCUGUUCAAUCUUCUUAGCAAGUAAAGGUUCUGGGGAAGCUUCUGCAACUAUAUCACCGGAUGAUGAAGAGUCAAUGUUGCAAGGAGCACGGGAAGCUGAAAUGAUGAUCGUGGAGGCCUAUGCAGCCCUCGUGCUUGGCUUUCUUUCGAUAGAAAGCAUGAAGGUUCGAGGAGCGAUUUCCAGCUGCCUUCCAAACAACAACUUGAAAGUUCUUGUGCCUGUGCUAGAGAAAUUUGUGGCGUUUCAUCUGCAGCUUAAUAUGAUGACAGACGAAACACACUCAUCUGUUACAGAAGUUAUUGAAAAAUGCAAACUAUGAUAGGAUGGUGAAGAGGUCACUUUGUAUAGACUGACUGGCCUCUUCGCAGCCGAGGCACACACAAGUGUUCCUCCUCGUCUCCUCAUGCGCCGCAGAUGACCUGCAGUCGUCUUGCAACUAACCAACCAUGGUGCCAUUCUUUCUUUUCUUUUCCUUUGGCCCCCCUGUUGUUGUCGCCCAUCUUUUGUGUGUGCUCCUUGUCGCCUCUCAAAACACGUUGUUUACUUAGCCAAUUCAAUUGAAUGUAAAAUAACAUCAUAGGGAAUGUACUGUGUGUGCGUGUGUGUGUUUGUAAUUUGUACUGGUACCAGUCAUAGUCAGUCACCACACAUGCCUAAAUCUGAAGAAGCUUAAUGGAA
Aegilops tauschii subsp. strangulata is the source of this 3241-nucleotide messenger RNA. Its product is annotated as wings apart-like protein 2. The record is from RefSeq and is a predicted model, not a curated record. Lineage: Eukaryota; Viridiplantae; Streptophyta; Magnoliopsida; Poales; Poaceae.